CUCGCAAAAUUCACCCAAGUCAUCAAGUACAGAAGAUGCAAGAAGAGCUUCCUUGUUAGUUGCAGAGAGGCAUGCCAAUUUUUCGUUCAUGGCGAGAUCAAAGAACACCAAGAACCCAUUCAUUACUCUUAACCCAUUUGAUUUCUUUCAAUCUCUUUUUUCGAUCUCUCCACUUAAAUCACUUCACUUCUGUCCGAAGAAGAACGUCCCAAGAAACCAAAGGCUCUGUUCUUACGGAAUUCCUUCUCUCGUGUGUAUCUUCCUGCUUGCCGCUUUCCUUCUCCUUGGAAUUUCAAGAAUCGACCUCGCACCCAUUUCUCCGCACUCGAUACCGUGUUAUCUCAUGGCUUCUUCAUCCGGAUUUCCUUACUCUUCUUUCUCAUCUCUCUCGCCUCCAUACUCUCCAUUACUUUUAUCUUCGCUAUCCAAGAUUGUGUCGGCCGAUGACGACGAGGACGUGCCGAGGCUGUUGAGUGGUGCGAUGUUGCCGUUGCCGGCUCACAGGGUCACCAGAAACUCGACUGCCGAGGAGAGGGAGUUCUGGCAGCAGCCUGACGGGGCGGGUUACCGGCCGUGCUUGGAGUUCAGUGUCGAGUAUAGAAGAGAUUCCGUGAGAAUCACCAAGGAGAAGAGGAGAUUCUUGGUAGUUGUGGCUUCAGGAGGAUUGAAUCAGCAGAAGAACGAGAUUGUUGACGCGGUUGUCAUUGCUAGAAUUCUUGAAGCCGCCUUGGUUAUGCCCAUUUUGCAAGUUAAUCCGAUAUGGGAAGACGAAAGUGAAUUUUCGGAUAUUUUUGAUGCGGAACAUUUCAGAAGGACGCUACAAGCUGAUGUUAGGAUUGUAUCAUCUCUUCCCUCCACUCAUUUGACCUCAAAGCAGUCUAUCGAGACCCGAAUUCCUUUCAACGUUUCACCUCUUUGGAUCCGCACCAGAUUCUUCAAACAAUUGAAUGAAGGUGUUCUGGUGUUGAAAGGAUUGGAUUCUAAACUCUCUAAGGAUCUCCCUCCGGAUCUUCAGAAGCUUCGCUGCAAGGUAUCAUUUCAUGCGUUGAGAUUUGCGGCUCCAAUUAGGGAACUUGGGAAUAGGCUGGCAAGGAGGAUAUGGAUUGAAGGUCCUUACAUUGCGUUGCAUCUUCGACUGGAGAAGGAUGUAUGGGCCAGAACUGGAUGUCUUACCGGCUUAGGGCCUGAAUACGAUGACAUUGUUGCCAUGGAACGGGAGUCUCGGCCGGAGUAUCUCACGGGAAGGUUGAAUAUGAGCCACCAUCAACGGAGGCUUGCAGGGCUUUGUCCUCUCAAUGCAUUAGAAGUUGCAAGGCUACUGAAGGCAUUGGGUGCGCCAAGGAGUGCACGAGUGUACUGUGCAGGAGGAAAACCAUUUGGCGGAAGUCGAGCGCUGCGGCCAUUGAUGAUGGAAUUUCCCAACGUGGUAACAAAGGAGAUGCUGGCGAGGGAUGGAGAGCUGGCACCAUACGUCAACAGGUCCUCAGCUCUGGCCGCAAUCGACUACAUUGUCUCCCUCAGCAGCGACGUCUUCAUGCCUUCCCAUGGUGGUAACAUGGCCCGUGCUAUGCAGGGUGACCGUGCCUACGCGGGUCAUAGGAAAUACAUAAAGCCAAACAAGCGAGCGAUGCUACCAUAUUUCGAGGAUGACUCCAUUUCAGAUGCAGAAUUUGGCAGCAUCAUGAAGAAGCUGCACAGGACACUGGUAGGGCAGCCAGAGCCCAGGACUAACAAAAGAGACCGCGAUGUGAUUGCGUAUCCCAUACCCGAUUGCAUGUGUACUCUUUAACCCAUUCCCCCACUCCCGACCCGAGCCUCCGAAUUUUCCUUUCAACCUAUCUUCUUACGAACGUCCGGGUCCGACUGCUUCUUGUCCAAUUAAUGUUUUCCAUUUCUCCAAUCUUCAGUAUACAAAUUUCCUUUUUUUUUUGAAGAAAAUAAGCAACUCGCUGUAACG
Nelumbo nucifera (sacred lotus) is the source of this 1957-nucleotide messenger RNA. RefSeq names its product O-fucosyltransferase family protein. NCBI's taxonomy places the organism in Eukaryota, Viridiplantae, Streptophyta, Magnoliopsida, Proteales, Nelumbonaceae. Gene Ontology annotation, cellular component: cytoplasm. The record is from RefSeq and is a predicted model, not a curated record.